CUCUUUAAUUUAGUCAAAAUUUCCAAGAAAAUGUUGUCACUUGGUAUUUAUAUUAUUGGAUCUUUACUUGUUAUAGCAAUUAUACAUCAUUGGAGGAACCCUAAUUUCAAAGGGAAACUCCCACCAGGUUCAAUGGGUUGGCCAUUACUUGGUGAGACUAUUCAAUUCUUUGCACCAAAUACAUCAUUUGAUAUUCCUCCUUUUGUGAAGGAGAGGAUGCAAAGGUACGGGCCCAUAUUUCGAACUAGUUUGGUGGGACAUCCAAUAAUAGUAUCCACUGAUCCUGAUUUUAAUUAUUUCAUCUUCCAACAAGAGGGACAAUUGUUUCAAAGUUGGUAUCCACAUACUUUCACAGAGAUUUUUGGAAGGCAAAAUGUUGGAUCUUUACAUGGUUUUAUGUACAAGUACCUGAAAAAUAUGGUACUAAAUCUUUUUGGCCUUAAAAGUUUGAAAAAAAUGUUGCCUGAGGUUGAGAAAACUGCAAAUAAUAACUUGAAUAGAUGGUCAAGUCAGAAGAGUGUUGAGAUGAAGGAAGCAACAGCCAAGAUGAUAUUUGAUAUAACUGGAAAGAAACUUAUUAGCUAUGACUGUGAGAACUCCGAAAAUGUGUGCAAAAAUUUUGUAGCUUUUAUACAGGGAUUAAUUUCUUUCCCUUUAGACUUUCCUGGAACUGUCUAUCACAAAUGCUUACAGGGAAGAAAGAAGAUAAUGAAGAUGCUCAAGAGAAUGCUAGAGGAAAAGAAAUCACAACCAAAAAAGGAACAAAGUGACUUCUUUGAUUAUGUACUAGAAGAACUUCAAAAUAAAGAAACAAUUCUCACUGAGGCAAUAGCUUUGGAUUUGAUGUUUGUGUUGCUCUUUGCUAGCUUUGAGACAACCUCUUUGGCUAUAACUUUGGCUAUUAAAUUUCUUCAUGAACAUCCAAAGGCUAUGAAAGAAGUAACAGUGGGAAACAAUCAAAGGAGGAGACAUAAUACGAACUCCAGGCUUACAAUUUCCAAAUGGCUACCACGUUAAAAUCACUGAAAAAAAUAAUUAAGGUUCAUAUAUCGAAGCCAAUUCAACAUUAAAAGUUUAUGAGUUAAUAUGUAAUAAUAACUGACUUCAUAACCAAAUGUUCCUAAAUACUGAAUGUUCAUAGUUUGUGUGAAUAAUGCAUUUAUAUUUACCUUUCUUUUA
This is a messenger RNA of Capsicum annuum, 1179 nucleotides long. Its product is annotated as cytochrome P450 87A3-like. Gene Ontology annotation, molecular function: heme binding; monooxygenase activity; oxidoreductase activity, acting on paired donors, with incorporation or reduction of molecular oxygen. The transcript has 5 exons. Lineage: Eukaryota; Viridiplantae; Streptophyta; Magnoliopsida; Solanales; Solanaceae. The coding region runs from base 31 to 1017 and encodes 328 amino acids. The record is from RefSeq and is a predicted model, not a curated record. Gene Ontology annotation, biological process: sterol metabolic process.